Messenger RNA from Penicillium arizonense, 750 nucleotides. Its product is annotated as translation initiation factor 6. The transcript has 5 exons. Gene Ontology annotation, molecular function: ribosomal large subunit binding. NCBI's taxonomy places the organism in Eukaryota, Fungi, Ascomycota, Eurotiomycetes, Eurotiales, Aspergillaceae. Gene Ontology annotation, biological process: cytosolic ribosome assembly; ribosomal subunit export from nucleus; maturation of 5.8S rRNA. The record is from RefSeq and is a predicted model, not a curated record. The coding region runs from base 1 to 750 and encodes 249 amino acids. Gene Ontology annotation, cellular component: preribosome, large subunit precursor; cytosol; nucleolus.
AUGGCUGUCCGCGCACAAUUCGAGAACUCAAACGAGGUCGGCGUUUUCUCUCUCCUGACCAACUCUUAUGCGAUCGUUGCGGUUGGCGGUUCGGAGAACUUCUACAGCAUUUUCGAGUCUGAACUUCAAGAUGUCAUCCCCGUCUGUCACGCCACCAUCGCCGGAACCCGCAUUGUCGGCCGUCUGACCGUCGGUAACCGCAAAGGUCUCCUCGUCCCCACAACAACCACAGACCAAGAACUGCAACACCUGCGCAACACGCUUCCGGACGAAGUCAAAAUCCAACGCAUAGAAGAGCGCCUGUCCGCACUGGGCAACGUCAUCUGCUGCAACGACCACGUCGCAAUCGUGCACCCGGAUCUGGAGCGUGAGACAGAAGAGAUCAUCGCCGACGUCCUCGGCGUAGAAGUAUUCCGCCAAACAGUCGCCGACAACGUCCUGACCGGCUCAUACAUGGCCCUUUCCAACCAGGGUGGAGUUGUCCACCCCAAGACCUCAAUCCGCGACCAGGACGAGCUCUCCUCGCUUCUGCAGGUUCCUCUCGUGGCAGGCUCUGUGAACCGCGGCUCGCCCGUCGUCGGCGCCGGCAUGGUCGUCAACGACUGGCUCGCCAUUACCGGUCUCGACACCACCGCCACCGAGCUGAGUGUUAUCGAGUCUGUCUUCCGACUUGGUGAGAUGGGCCCUGGUGGAUCUGGCGCUGGUGCUGGUGCCGUUAAUAAGGAUAGUAUUGUGGAGAGUUUCUAUUAG